AUGAGCGUCGUCUACGAACCCCGUAAUUUCAUGCACGAUGGCUCGUAUCCUCCCAUCGGCGAUCACGAUCACGACCAUGUCCUCGAUCAGACUGGGCAGUACCAGGCGUCCGACGUCCCGGACCUCGCCUCCUACAACCCGACGUCCUCGAUGCUCGGCGACGACCGGUCUCUCAUGCCGGACGGUCUUGACGAUGCCUCCGUUGGCGUCCCAGAUGCGACGCGACUCGAUCUUUCAGCGCCUCCCACUCUUACGUCCCUUCCUUCGAGUCUUCCUCCGGCGCUUCCCGAGCCCCUGCCAUCAAACAACAAGGACGAGGGCGAGGCCUCGACUCCUACAUCGAGGGUUAAGUGCAUAGCAAAGCCUGAACGUGAGGUGACGAAACAGCCUGAUGGAAAGUUUUACUGUACUUUCCCGGGAUGCACGGAAGAGACUCAAAUUUUCACCCGGAAAUGCGAAUGGAGCAAACACAUGGACAAACACGAGCGACCUUACCGAUGCGCGGCUGAGGGUUGCGAAAAGCUUCCCGGCUUCACAUACUCCGGCGGCCUCCUCCGCCACGAGCGCGAAGUUCACGGCAAGCACGGCGGUCCAAAGAACACGGUCAACUGUCCCCAUCCGAACUGCAAGCGUCAUACUGGCAAGGGCUUCUCACGGCAAGAGAACCUUAAUGAGCAUCUACGACGAGUACACACGAGCGACGGUUCCAGCACGGUCCAAGAAGACAUCCAAACCGGUAGUGACGGUGACAGUGACAAGGCUAUUGGAUUCGGCGCAGGCAACAAGCGAAAGCGCUCCCGGAAGGGAUCUGACGCUGGUCUGGACGAGCUGCGCGAGGAGAUCAAGCGCGUACGCAUGGAGAAUGAAGAGUUGCGCCAGCAACUCGACAGACAGGGUCAGCACAGCUUCGCCAUGAUGUCGCAGAUUGCAGAGCUCCAGGAUGCGUUGCGGACGAACCUCGAUCCGUCCGGACUCGGCGCUCCCACCGCCACGAUGUUGUGA
Messenger RNA from Colletotrichum costaricense, 1002 nucleotides. RefSeq names its product C2H2 transcription factor. Lineage: Eukaryota; Fungi; Ascomycota; Sordariomycetes; Glomerellales; Glomerellaceae. The record is from RefSeq and is a predicted model, not a curated record. Gene Ontology annotation, biological process: regulation of transcription by RNA polymerase II. The transcript is spliced from 2 exons. Gene Ontology annotation, cellular component: nucleus. The coding region runs from base 1 to 1002 and encodes 333 amino acids.